Pieris macdunnoughi is the source of this 1245-nucleotide messenger RNA. Lineage: Eukaryota; Metazoa; Arthropoda; Insecta; Lepidoptera; Pieridae. The record is from the annotation of a GenBank genome assembly.
AUGGCAAACUUGAAUUAUCAACAAGCUCCUAGAAGCCUCGUUAGCGGAGGCGUUGGUGGGCGCGUAGGUUCAGGUUUAGUUAGUGGUGUCUCUGGCCAUGUGACCCCAACAUUUGGUGGCCCGCUGUCUCCUGGCCGGAGCAGUGGGACAGCAAUGCCUGGUGGGGCACCACCCUCAAUGGCAUCAAGGUCAACACUGUUUGGACAGCGAGCAUUUGCUGAUCGGAGAGUGCCAAUACCGACACCACUCUCACAAGCAAAUUCUAAUUCUAUGUCAAGUAUGGCGAGCCUUCCCCGGUUCAAUAGCAGCAACUACCACUCGGUGUUUGGCGAAGGCGGUGACACGUCGACGCCGCCGCUGCUGGAUCUCAGCGAGUUUCCAUCAUUAACAGCGCGAGGGGCAGGAGACCAAGCGCCAGCUGCGGCGCCACCACCGCCGGGCUCUAAACCCUACGUGGGUAUGGUUAAGCAGCCAACGGCAGAACAGUCCGAAUUCACGAUGUCGUCGGAAGACUUCCCCGCGUUGCCGGGCACCUCGAGUGCGGGAGGCGCAGCGCCUGUCGUCCCGCCUCCUGACCUUAUCCAUCCAGACACCAAGCCCCCGAGGAAGGGUAUUCAGACGUCGCCCGAAGUUGUCAAUCAAGGAGCACAUUCGGAAUUUUAUGGUAAAGUUACGAAUAUACCAGAUACCAUGAUACCUAACCAAUAUGGAAUUGUGGGGCUAUUAACCUUUAUACGGGCGGCGGAAUCGGACCCCAGUCUCGUAUCGCUAGCACUGGGACAGGAUUUGACUGCGUUGGGACUCAAUCUCAACUCACCCGAUAACCUUUACUUAACGUUCGCUGGCCCGUGGGCGGAUACGCCCUGUAGACCCCAAGACAUGGACUACCACGUCCCGCCCGAGUACUUGAUAAACGGCUCAAUUAGAGAAAAACUAGCGCCUCUAAGACUCAAUCGAUAUAAGGAGGACUUACUUUUCUAUCUAUUUUACUGUUUCGUCGGUGAUGUACUGCAAAUUGCUGCCGCUGCGGAGUUAUAUAACCGCGAGUGGCGGUAUCACAUGGAGGAAAAAGUGUGGAUCUCUCAGGCGCCAGGUAUGCCCAUGGUCGAGAAGACGUCCACCUACGAGCGCGGCACCUACUACUUCUUUGACGCGCAUAAUUGGCGCAAGGUGGCGAAAGAAUUUCAUCUGGAUUACAGCAAGUUGGAAGGUCGGCCGCAGCUGCCGCCGCACGCGCUCACGUAG